Molecule: messenger RNA, 3762 nt
Organism: Vombatus ursinus (common wombat)
Lineage: Eukaryota; Metazoa; Chordata; Mammalia; Diprotodontia; Vombatidae
Gene: ABLIM2
Product: actin binding LIM protein family member 2
Exons: 19
Coding region: 200-1972 (590 amino acids)
Biological process (GO): lamellipodium assembly; cytoskeleton organization
Cellular component (GO): actin cytoskeleton
Molecular function (GO): actin filament binding
Source: RefSeq, a predicted model, not a curated record
UGCUGCUGCUGCUCGUGGGACUUUUUGAUGCGUAACAGGUAGGAGAGGGUGGGGAAGUGGAGCCAUCCCAGUCUGAGCCAGCGGCGGCAGCAGCGGCGAGGACCGGCGCCCUGUGCAUCCACUUCGACCCUGGGGAAGCCGGCCAGAGGAGGCUGCAGGAAAAAGCUGGACCCGCUAACCGCAGGCGCCUUCAGCGAAGAUGAGCGCAGUAUCUCAACAACAGGCUGUCCACAGCCACCUGGAGAAGCCAUCUACUGCAAUUCUGUGUAACACCUGUGGGAAUGUGUGCAAAGGAGAAGUUUUGCGAGUCCAGAACAAGUAUUUUCAUAUAAAGUGCUUUGUUUGCAAAGCCUGUGGCUGUGACUUGGCAGAAGGUGGUUUUUUUGUGAGGCAGGGAGAAUACAUUUGUACCUUGGACUAUCAAAGACUCUAUGGUACCCGCUGCUUCAGCUGUGAUCAGUUCAUCGAGGGUGAAGUGGUGUCAGCUCUGGGGAAGACCUAUCACCCAGAUUGUUUUGUGUGUGCUGUUUGUAGAUUGCCUUUUCCUCCUGGUGACCGGGUGACCUUUAAUGGGAAGGAGUGUAUCUGCCAAAAGUGUUCCCUGCCCCCCACUACCAGCGGGAGCUCCUACCUCCUCCAAGGACUCCGGAAUUGUGGAGGCUGUGGAGCAGAAAUCAAAAAUGGCCAAUCUCUCGUGGCUCUGGACAAACACUGGCAUUUGGGCUGUUUUAAAUGCAAGACUUGUGGAAAGCAACUGAAUGCAGAGUAUAUUAGCAAGGAUGGGGUGCCCUACUGUGAAGCCGACUAUCACACUAAGUUUGGCAUUAGAUGUGACAGCUGUGGAAAAUACAUUACAGGCAGAGUAUUGGAGGCAGGAGAAAAACACUAUCAUCCUUCUUGUGCAUUAUGUGUCAGAUGCAGCCAGAUGUUUGCGGAAGGCGAGGAAAUGUAUCUUCAAGGUACAUCCAUCUGGCAUCCAGCCUGUAGACAAGCAGCCAAAACAGAAGAAAAAAACAAGGAAACAAGAACUUCCUCAGAGAGCAUAAUUUCUGUGCCUGCCUCAAAUACAUCAGGAUCUCCAAGUCGUGUGAUUUAUGCUAAGCUUGGAGAUGAGAUUCUUGACUACAGAGACUUGGCUGCCCUUCCUAAAAACAAGGCCAUCUAUAACAUCGACCGCCCAGAUAUGAUCUCCUACUCUCCGUACAUCAGUUACUCCUCAGGUGACAGGCACAGUUAUGUAGAGGGUGACCAAGACGAUCGAUCAUACAAGCAAUACAGGACCUCCAGUCCAAGCUCUACAGGAUCAGUCAGCUAUGGGCGUUAUACUCCAACUUCCCGCUCCCCUCAGCAUUAUAGCAGACCAGGCAGUGAAAGUGGCCGGAGUACUCCCAGUUUAUCCAUGUAUUCAGACAGCAAACCUUCACCUUCUACCUAUCAGCAGGCUCCUAGACAUUUCCAUGUGCCAGUGACAAAGAAAUUAGAUGAAGAUGGAAGUUUUGAUCCAGAUAACCGCAAGCAAAAGAGCAGUUGGCUGUUUCUCAAGGGGGAUACGGACACUAGAACAAAUUCGCCUGACCUGGAUACACAGUCACUCUCUCAUAGUAGUGGGACAGAGAGAGACUCUCUCCAGAGGAUGCAAGGAGACUUCUAUUCACGAUUCCCAUAUAACAAAUCUGCUUCUCUACCUGGAUAUGGAAAGAAUGGAUUCAACCGGAAUGCAAAUUUGGCCCAGUAUGAAGCAGACCAGGAUACCAGUUGGGGGAUGCGAGAAUACAAGAUUUAUCCCUAUGACAUGCUCAUCGUCACAAACCGAAUUCGGGUGAAAUUACCCAAAGAUGUGGACAGGACCAGACUGGAGAGACACUUGUCCCCUGAAGAGUUCCAGGAAGUCUUUGGGAUGACCACAGAAGAAUUUGAUCGCCUGGCUCUUUGGAAAAGGAAUGAAUUAAAGAAGAAGGCAUUGCUUUUCUAACCUCUCCUAGAGGGGGAAAAAAAAAUGUGCUUGUUCAGUGAAAGCAAAACAAAAGAAAAGAAAAAACACAACCUAAAGUAGUGUUCCAGAACUAUUGCAUACACUUGCUACCGCACCAUUCUCCUACUUCUGUGUGUUCAUGUUGGGGGGUGGGGGGUAGUGAUCAAAGGAGGAGUUUAGCUCAUAGGAUUUUGGAACAGAGGCCAUUUGGGAAUCUGGCUCUGGCUUGGAGAUUAGCCACUGACUCUACUCCUCAGAUGGUUAAAAGGAAAAAAAAAUGAAAGAAAGAAAAUAGCCUUAAGUCACCCGUUUCUCUGUGUAAGUUAACAUGAAAGGGAUGUUUAAAGGGGAGGGAGAGGAUAAGGGAAGGGUGAAACAGCUGUGGUGAGAGAAAUGAUAGCUCAUUUGUUGGCUUUUGAGAAAGUGUGUUAAAAUGGCAGAAGUAGUGAGGAAGCCUUGAAUGCCACCUUUUAGAUAAGGGAAGACAGACAAACUUUCCAACAUCAAAGGGAAUGACAUUUUUAGUUAAGAAUCUAGGCUGAAGAGAGGCAGAUUAGUGAAGGGUUGCUUUUUAGGGGAAAAGAUAAAUUUCCCCCUGAAAUUGAAAGAAAGUCUUUGACCAGUUAUAUUUGGAGGCAUUGAGCUAUGAUGGUUUGAAAGUGUCUCACACACACACACACACACACACACACACACACACACACACACACACCUCUCAAUGGUAUCUUUAAUUAUACAAGAGUUUUUAUUUUAUUAAAAAAAAGUCUAUUGACACAUGACUUAUUAUAGCAUACUAAACAAUAAAAUGACCUAUAUAAAGAGCUUAAUUUUAAUGUCCCAUUCAACAGAAAUCCUGAAGCCUUAUACCUACUGGGUUCAUAGCUGCGUAGUUUCUGUUAUUGCAAUGUUGCUAACCUAUACAUACAUAUAUAUAUAUAUAUAUAUAAAAAUAUACAUAUAUAUUAUAUACAACUUUUCUACACUUCCCCCAGGUGAUGUGAAUGGCAUCCCUCUGUAAAAGAAUGCUAUUUGUACAUAAUUAUUAUAAAGGCACCACUCUUUCCUCUCCUUCUCUGGCUUCAUCUCGUGAGCCUGAUAAAGAUAACUUAGUCUUCUGACAGCAAAAUCUUGGGACUGUAGGAGCUCAGCAAAUGAAUAAAUAAAUAGACUAGAAAGCCUAGCUCUCCCUGUGGACAAAUUGAAAAAAAUAAAUAAACCCAGGCCAAAUACCUGCAUGUUCCUGAACAAACUGGAUGCCUGCAUAAUCACAAUGUACAGGGGGAAGAGGGGAUGCUUUGCUUUUGCAAGGCAAAGCUAUUAAAAUGCUUCAUAGGUUUUGGAUGUAAGCAUUAGGUUCCUGAUGCAAUGAAGACUGUAAAAUUACUGACACCGUGUGGGAAGAAGUCUAGGGUGGUGAGAGGGUUGGAAAUACAGCAAAUCAAUAGUUUUACAUAAUUCUAAAAACACAUUAUCCAAAGUAUAUUUUCCAGUUCUCUGUUGUGGUCUGCAUUUUUCUUGUCUGGAAUGUCUGUGUUCCUAGUCUACAUUCACUCUAUAUCUUUGAGCAGUUCCUUAAAGUAACUGCUCACAAUGUGCACUGCUUCAAACUAAUUCAACAUGUCCAGGGAUGGAGGCCUUGUAGUAGUCAACUUUAUGUCUUUGAAUUAGCUGGUGAGAACGGAGUGGUCAGAAAGGAGCUAUUUUCUCCUCAACUCAGAGCUCUGUCUGAUCCUACCGACACCUGGGAAAAUAAAGUCAUUUUUGCUCAAUAAAGUAAAAAGCGUGUGAUA